This is a messenger RNA of Daucus carota subsp. sativus, 2403 nucleotides long. RefSeq names its product bifunctional riboflavin biosynthesis protein RIBA 1, chloroplastic. Gene Ontology annotation, cellular component: chloroplast. The record is from RefSeq and is a predicted model, not a curated record. Gene Ontology annotation, molecular function: 3,4-dihydroxy-2-butanone-4-phosphate synthase activity; GTP cyclohydrolase II activity. The transcript has 7 exons. Lineage: Eukaryota; Viridiplantae; Streptophyta; Magnoliopsida; Apiales; Apiaceae. Gene Ontology annotation, biological process: riboflavin biosynthetic process. The coding region runs from base 269 to 1930 and encodes 553 amino acids.
GCUGAUCAAAAGAUUUUUUUAUUUAGAAAUGAGUUUCUUUUUCAGGGAUGAAUUGUUAUUGCUUUUCAUUUCCCCAAUCUGAAUAGACAAGGGGGUAGAUUGGAUAAAAUUGGUUGGUGGCGCGGCUGCAUGACCCACAAGUUUCUUCCUCCAGUUUGUGGGCUGUUCCAAACUCUUCUUCCUUGUACACAGAGAAAUCCUUAAAAAACCAGUCAACUGUUUUUACAAUCCACCAAGAUUCUGAAACCUCAAAAUUAAUAUCAAUAAAAUGGCUUCUCUCAACAUGUCCUGCCCAUCACCAUCUUUGCCCAGAUUACAGACAGUAAAUGGCCUGUCUUUGUCCAAUGGUGUUCAGUUAGUGAAUCUGUUUAAUUCAAAUGGAUUUACAUCAGAAUCUUCUUGUCGGAUGGGUGGUAGAUUGGGCUUUAGUAUGAAAGCUGAUGGCAAAGUCAAAUCAACAUUACUGCCUGUAAAUGGAAGCUUAUUUCUUGUGAAGAAAAGCAGGAAAAAUGCUCUCCAUAGUUCAUCCUCAUCUGGUAUUAAGGUACAGUCUGAUGCAGUAUCUCUAGGAACACUCUCAGCAGAAACUACUCCGUCUGGCACCAAUUUCCCUACUGAUAGUGAUGAGUAUGACUUGGAUCAUCCCACAGCGGGGUUCUCGUCCAUUCCAGAGGCCAUUGAAGACAUACGUCAAGGAAAGAUGGUGGUGGUCGUAGAUGAUGAAGACCGAGAAAAUGAAGGGGAUCUAAUUAUGGCGGCAUCAAAGGUUACGCCCGAGGCUAUGGCUUUCAUUGUGAAGCACGGAACUGGAAUUGUUUGUGUGAGCAUGAAAGAGCAAGACUUGGAGAGAUUGCAGCUUCCUCAGAUGGUUACUCAUAAAGAUAACGAGGAGAAACUUACUACUGCAUUUACAGUGUCCGUUGAUGCAAAAAGGGGUACAACUACAGGGGUGUCAGCUCGUGAUAGGGCAACAACAAUACUAACUCUUGCAUCCAAAGAUUCAAAACCACAGGAUUUUAAUCGCCCAGGACAUAUAUUUCCAUUGAGAUACAGAGAGGGAGGUGUUUUGAAACGAGCAGGUCACACAGAAGCAUCAGUUGAUCUCACUAUGCUGGCUGGACUUGAGCCGGUUUCUGUUUUAUGUGAGAUUGUGGAUGAAGAUGGAUCAAUGGCUCGAUUACCAAAGCUUCGGGAAUUUGCAAAAGCGGAGAACUUAAAAAUUGUUUCCAUCGCUGAUCUUAUCAGAUAUAGAAGGAAGAGGGAUCACCUAGUGGAACGUUCUUCAGCUGCAAGAAUACCUACCAUGUGGGGACCCUUUACAGCCUACUGUUAUCGGUCAAUCAUCGAUGGGAUUGAACAUAUCGCAAUGGUCAAGGGUGAAGUAGGGGAGGGGUUAGAUAUUCUUGUCAGGGUACACUCAGAAUGCCUCACAGGAGAUAUAUUUGGUUCGGCAAGAUGCGAUUGCGGAAAUCAGCUCGGGCUGGCAAUGAAACAGAUUGAAGCGGCAGGAAAGGGUGUACUUGUAUACCUCCGUGGUCAUGAAGGAAGAGGAAUUGGUUUGGGACACAAGCUUCGUGCUUAUAACCUGCAAGAUGAUGGACGUGACACUGUGGAGGCCAACGAAGAAUUGGGUUUGCCUGUUGAUUCAAGAGAGUAUGGUAUUGGUGCUCAGAUACUAAGAGAUCUUGGGGUCCGAACGAUGAAACUGAUGACAAACAACCCUUCAAAAUAUGUGGGACUCAAGGGUUAUGGUUUAGCAGUGUCAGGAAGAGUUCCUCUGGUAACCCUUAUUACAAAGGAAAACAAGAGAUAUUUAGAAACAAAACGGGCAAAAAUGGGUCAUGUUUAUGGCCAAGGGUAUAAUAGCAAUGCCAGCAAUAUCAUCCCUGAAAAUGGUAAACCAAGUACAGAAGAGACAUCAGAGUCAUAGUGUGCUUGCUCCUCAUUCAGAAAAUGGCCACGACUGAGAUGUUUAGAUAGUGUUUUCUGCAAUGUCUAUCCAAAGGUAAUAUAAUCUCAAUUUCAUUGAUUAAACUCAAUAAGAUCGUAUUCAUGAGAGGAGAAUUUUUUUACGAUAUAAUGCCCAGAAACAUCAUUGUUUUACCCAAAGGGGACAUUAUUGUUUUUCACAGAGGAGAUCUUGUCCAUGACAUAUUGGCAUGGAUUUAUGGUUGUAACUGAAUUUGGACGACAGUGUGAAACCUAGUACAACUGACCUUACUAUCUUUAGCUACAUGAAAUUCCCAUUUCUGACGUGGAAUCUGUAAGAUGUGUAUGUUCAGGGGAUAGAAUGGCUUACACAGUUAAGCUGUGUAAGCGGCAUGACUUAGAAUUCCAUACGGGAAAAACUUGCGUUGUUCCAACUUCUCAGGAUUUAUGGGUAUAGUAUCGUUAUUUGUAGUU